AUGGAGAACAAUGGCAAUGUUCCUGAGAGAGAAGCCUUCACCAAUGCGGGGAAGCCCCCCACAAGGCUACAAAAGCGUGCCCCUGAUUCUCUUCAACUUGAUGAGGUAGCCGGAAGUAUUCCCACCAACCCUUUGGCAGCCGGUAGUGAAACACCAAAGGCAAUUCCAUUCUUAUCGCCACUUGUUCUAUCCCCACAACCAUUGUCAGAGACAGGAGAAAAACGAUUGUGGGAUGGCACCAAUAAUGAACAAAACAAUGGUACCAAGAGAAGCUCAACCUCACCAUCAGGUGGAUGGCAACAUCCGGCUGUGGCCGCAGGCACAGAUCCAUCGACCCUUUUAACUUCAUUUCAAGCACAGUGCAUGCUUGUGGACCAUGUGCAAUGA
Messenger RNA from Quercus robur (English oak), 387 nucleotides. RefSeq lists its product as uncharacterized. NCBI's taxonomy places the organism in Eukaryota, Viridiplantae, Streptophyta, Magnoliopsida, Fagales, Fagaceae. The coding region runs from base 1 to 387 and encodes 128 amino acids. The transcript has a single exon. The record is from RefSeq and is a predicted model, not a curated record.